UUUCUUUCUUUCUCGCUAUCCUUUUCCAAGUUCUCCAGCUGGGUUAGGCCAAAUAGGUAUGUUUUCUCUGCAUGUUUUUAAUAAUAAGAAAAGGAAGACGCCAUCUCUUUUUUUUUUUAAAAAAAUAUUUUUUGGCACAAUAACCUUUCAAGGUAGGCCAGCCUGCAUUCUUUGCCCAAGUCGUGGGAAACUCAUUGAAUUUCCUGUCUCUCCAUGCACUUUGGGCUGUUUGCUUAAGGCUCCCUGACUUUCCCUCCUUUUGCACUCUUCUUCUUUUUUUUUUGGCAGAUUUUAAUUUAUUUGCUAAAUUUAUUUGCUACCCGCCUGGCUACGGGCGAGAUAAAGCAGUGAAAAAUGAUUUAAAACGUGCAAAACAUAACAUUUCUUUUUGCUGGAAAGCUGGGUUGGUCACUGUGGGAGCCAAAGGUUUAGAGACCUUGGGCAGCCCUGUUUCUUUUUAAAAUGUUUUUUUUUGCAUAUAUUUUUAUUUUUUAAAUUAUAUUUACGAUAUGAAGACGUGGCUUAUAGUCCCGAGUUCGAAUGCCGGCUGCCCCCAAAGGGAGCAUUUUUAGUAUCGAUAGGAGCUCAGCAGCUGCAGGGAGCGCAAGCCAAAGAAUGUUCCUGCUCCAUAAACAUCGGUCUAACACCACCGGCCAAGACACGAGAUGAGAAAAUAAAAGACCGGUAUUUCAUCUGUUAAUUCCUGCACUUUCUGGGCAAACCUUGACGGGAGUCACAUCAAGAAGAAGAAGAAGAAGCAAUUACUUUUGUGCGAGCCGUUAUUUUAAAAAGAGGAUUUCGCCCCCAGCCAAAGGAAAAUGGGCAACGUGGAAAGCAGCGGCUCUUACCAGAAACACCUUUCCAGGUUUCUUCCCGAUGAGCUCAUGGACAUCGAGGGCGUUUUUAGCGCCUUAUCUGGAGCGGAUGAAGCCGUGGCUGUGAAAGUGGGGAAAAAGGCGCAGACCGGGGUGACCCUUGAAGCACUCAAGGUCUACGUCAAGGACGCCCUGCCUCCAUCCAUGGUGACGAGACUGUACAGUGGGAUGAUGAGCAUUCAGGAGACCCACCAUCCCCCCGAGCCCAUCCCCUGGGUGGCAAAGGAGCAGUUCGUGGUCUUUGCCUCCACCCUCUUCAAGGGCAACGCCCAGGAAAAAAGUGGGGUGGUCCUGCAGAUGGUCUCGGGGGCUCAGAAGACGGUCAAGGGGAGCCAAAUCCUAGAGUUUGCAGGGGAUCUGAUCAGCUCCGUGAUUCAGGUGCUCAGCUACAGGAAGCUGCUGAAAGGGUGGAAUCCGAAGAAGCUGGAUAAUUCGGUCGCUAGGAUCAAAGCCUUGGCUACUCAGCUGACCUCUGAACUGAAGUCGGCAGAGGGGAAGAAGAUGGAGGGAGACUCCGUCCUGGAUGCCACCUGUGACCGAAACAGCCUGGAGGAUUGGCUUUUCCGCGUCCCCCAGAUCUCCACCUUCCUCAAGGUGGUCCUCCAGCGGGGCCUGCUCCUCCUGCAGCCCCUCUCCGACGAAGGGGACGAGACCCUCCGCCUGCUGCCGGCGUGCCGGGGCCUCCAAGCGACCGCUGCCUUCGUCAGCCUCCUCGACCUCCCUUCCAUCACCUACCUCAAUUCCCACCUGCCUUCCGAGCUGCGGGAUAAGUGGCAGCUGGUCUUCGCCUCCGGGAUUCACGGCGAGAGCUUUUCCCAGCUGUGCGGCCAUAUUGUCAGCCAAGGGCCCUGCCUCCUGGUCCUGAAGGACACCGAUGGCCACGUCUUCGGCGGGUUUUCCUCCUGCUCCUGGGAGGUGAAGCCUCAGUUCCAAGGAAACAACACCUGCUUUUUGUUCUCCGUUUCUCCCUCGCUGGCGGUCUUCACCUGCAGUGGCUACAAUAACCACUACAUGUACCUCAAUCACGGGCAGCAGACUAUGCCGAACGGACUUGGCAUGGGAGGUCAACACGAAUACUUCGGCCUCUGGGUGGACAGUAACUUUGGCCAAGGCCACAGCAGAGCCAAGCCUCGGUGCACCACCUACAACAGCCCUCAGCUGUCGGCCAAGGAGAACUUCCUGCUGGAUUCCAUGGAGGUGUGGGCCGUGGGAGACACCUUGGAAGCCAAAAAUGGAAGAGGCCAAAAGAGCAUCUUAGAUACCGAUCCAGAGGCCCAAGCCUUGCUGGAGAUGAUGGGGAAAAGCCGGCAGAGUGACGGGUUUCGCAAACCACCCGAUGAUGACGGAGAAGACAACUGAGAUCUCACCUCGGAAUCUUUUUUUCCUCCCCAAGUCUGACCGGGAUCUUGCUGGAACGCCCCCCCCCCCCCCGAGCUUUCUAUUUUCCACACGUCGGUAUCCGUUGUCCAAUCUCUUUAAGCGCGGUGAGAUUCGGUAAAAUAACAAUUGGUGUCUUUGCAAACUUUGGAUGUCUUUAUCUGCAGGGGUAGUUUUUUUUCUCCUCCUCUCCCCAGGGAUUGGAGCGUGUAUUUCUUCUAAAUUCAGGACCUUCUUUUUCUUCUUUUCACAUUUAUUUUGGGUGCAAAACUUCCAGUAUUCCUUGGAGAGACCCCAGUUCACUCGCAGGGGUUCUCAAAACCCAAAUGUCUUCCAUGCAGAUCGAUUUGUAUUUUGCUGGGGGGAAAUUUAAGUGCUCCAUAAAAAACAUAAUUUGGGUGUGUGUGUGUGUCUGUUGAGGUGCCAUAUCCAGAAAUCAGGAUUUCAUAUCUGAAUUAAUCAUACCACUAUAAACAAUUGAAUCAGGUUCAGGCCAAGUUUUUAAGAGACUGGACAGAUGUUGGCUGUGAAUUUCCAGCUUCGUGGAGUAGCAGACUGUAAAUGUGUGAAUCCAGCCACUGUUUAUUUUUUUUAAAAACCUAAUUGAACACCAAGAUUGCAAUACCCCGUUGACCCAACCCCAGGAGAAACCAAGGCAGACUUUAUGAACAAGUGUCUUUUAUUACAUCUUAAAUAAAUAAAAGCAGGGAAUCCUUCAUUUUGGGGACCUGUUUUGAAGGGGGACACAAUUGUCAGAUGGCAUCCAGGCAUCAUUUUAACUUUGCAGGAGCAGAUGGCCGGUGAUGGGAUCAGCUUGUGAUUAAGAGUUGGGGAACCUUCUGAGAUUAGAAGAGACCCAGAUGACUCCCAAGGGCUUUGCAGAAUCUGACAUCCCCUUUGAACCCAAUUGGGGUGGGGGUGGGGGCAAGGUUCCAGCCGUGCCAGUUUAGCCAGUUAUCGUAAUCAUUCACGACCCGAUGAGCUUAAUUCCACUUUGUUGUGAAGUUACAUUGUGCAGAACUUUUCAGGUCUGGAAAUACGGGUCUUCUGCCCUCACCUUUACAGACUGAGAAACUAGGGAAGGGGCCUCUUCGGAACGUCUUCCCCAAUCCCGAGGGCUAUGCGGUCUCUUAUUUGGCCCUUCCUCUGCACCCCCGUGGUCUUUGCCCUCACGCCGUCGACACAAGGCGCGUCCCUAUUCGUCAGACCAUUUCCAGCGGUCGCUGCUCCUCCUUUGACCCGCAGCAAUAUUUCUCGCACACUUUGACCAGUUCCGAGAGGAUGAAGACCGAAGACGCCAGGGCGGUGAGGAACAACAGGUCUAUCGAGAGAAGGGAACAGAUGGGUUACUAAUACGGACAGCAGAACACCAAGGCGGGCAUCAGUUGGCAACCGACAAUCCAUUCAACUUCCACUGAAGCCGCAUUUUGGAGGGCUGCUCUCUUAACGAUUAACGGGAGCCAUAAGGACGCUGGCACGAAAAUAAAGAGGAGGGUAAUGUGUCCCCUGAACCUCGUAAUUUUCACCUUUUCGAAGGUUGCCAUUUAGAUUUGUUGAAAAGAAAAAGACAUGCAAUCUUGGAAACGAACUUCUCUCUUCCCUUCCCGACGCUUAGAAGCUGGAUUUCACAGAGCGCGUCAUUAGGCGUCCCAACAAAUCUCUUUAAUCGCCAGGAGUUUAAAAAGCUUUUAUUUGGAAAGAUUGAAAUCCUCCUUCGAAAAAGGGUAGCCCCGGGACUUACCCAACGCUCGUAAACUCUCUGUCUGGAAGAUCUUUUGCAGGGGAGGGAUGUAUAUAACAGCCAUUUGACCCAAAAUAGAUCCUAACACCGAAUAUAGGAACAUGCGGUUUCGGAAAAGGCCGAUUUCCAGAAUCAGUUUCGUCUGGAGGAGGAAAAGGAAGAUCAGAUCAUUCAAUAAGACAUUUGGUCUUUUUCUCUUUUUCUUUUCUUCUAUGAGCCCAGCCUGUUUUAUUUUUUUCUUCAAAAUAGUUUUUUUUUUAGCAAAUCAGAUGAUUAAUAAAAUCAGGUAUUCGAUAGCAGAUCAAUGCAACAUCAAUGCAGAUAUUUUUAAACCCAGGGUGCUUUUGUUAACUAUUGUUGGCAUCAAUAAGGAAGUCCAAGGAGUGGAUUUUGAGUGAAUUUAGUAUUUCUCCUGCAAGUGCCAAUUCGUUGUUUUGCAAUUAGAAGGGGAAAACACCCUUCUGAUAUCUUAAAUGCACAGACAUAUUUAAUGUGCAUAGCCUGGAUCAUAUAUCCUUACAAACCAGCAUCUGCUUGGUUUACUUUGUAAUAUGAAGUCAAGCGUGCUUGUUUAACCACGGUUUGCGGCUUAGUACAAUAUACAGGGCUGCAGUAAAUUAUGGUUUACUUAGCAAUCGAGGUAAAGCAAACCGUGGCUUACUGUGAUGCAUAAAAUUAUGGUGGUCUUUUAACAUUUACUUUUUUUUACGGAGACAAAAUAAAACCGGCAGUCCUCUGUUCAAAUUCUUUCAAA
Molecule: messenger RNA, 4747 nt
Organism: Thamnophis elegans (Western terrestrial garter snake)
Lineage: Eukaryota; Metazoa; Chordata; Lepidosauria; Squamata; Natricidae
Gene: MEAK7
Product: MTOR associated protein, eak-7 homolog
Exons: 9
Coding region: 819-2234 (471 amino acids)
Biological process (GO): TOR signaling
Source: RefSeq, a predicted model, not a curated record